Molecule: messenger RNA, 1029 nt
Organism: Linum trigynum
Lineage: Eukaryota; Viridiplantae; Streptophyta; Magnoliopsida; Malpighiales; Linaceae
Source: the annotation of a GenBank genome assembly
AUGCAGAGACUCCUCUCAUCAAGCCUCCUCUCCAAGCGAUUCACAAACAGUUGCACUUCUUCACUUCUCCAUUCUCAACCUCACAAUUAUUUCGCUUCUCUCCCCAACCCGAAAAACUUCCUUCUUCAGUCUCAUCCUUUUCUUUCCUCUUCUGGUAAAUGCCCAAUUCGUCGUUCCCAUUCUGAUCACCCACAUCUCAAUGUUAAGGGCAGUAUUUUUCCCUGGUUCCGUCCCAAUCCCUCUCUUUCCAAGCAGUUCUCGUCAAAUUCGCGCAAUGCCCACUUCAGGGAAGCCAGCGGAAGUCUCGUUCGACGUAAAGCUGGGGUUCUGGAGGCUCGUUUCGCUAGGGGAUACCGUGGAUUUGACAGGGGUUCACGCUCUUCCGGUCGUGACUGGAGAUUAUGGUUUCAGCAGCUAACACCUAACGACAUGGUUUUGGGCCUGAUUAUUGCCAAUGCUGCUGUUUUCAUGUUGUGGCAGAUUGCAGACCGGAGAUUUAUGGUGGAAAACUUUAUGAUUUCAUUGGACAAUUUCAGAAGUGGCCGCAUUCACACAUUGAUUACAUCUGCAUUCAGCCAUAUGGAUAUCGAACACCUUGUUUCAAACAUGAUUGGGCUUUACUUCUUUGGGGUGAAUAUUGCUGAAAAUUUUGGACCAAAAUAUUUGUUGAAGUUGUAUCUCUGCGGAGCAGUUGGAGGCUCGGUGUUAUACUUGUUGCACCACUACUUGAUGGCUCUAUCAUCAAAGGAACAAGGAAUCUGGAAGAGAGACCCCUCAAGGACUCCUGGACUGGGAGCCAGUGGGGCUGUGAAUGCCAUCAUGCUGCUUGAAAUUUUCUUGAAUCCAAGGGCUACCAUUAUGUUUGACUUCAUCAUCCCAGUUCCAGCCAUGUUACUGGGUGUCUUUUUGAUCGGGAAAGAUGUGUGGAGAAUAGUACAGGGAGAUAGCAAUAUCUCAGGAUCAGCGCACUUGGGUGGUGCUGCAGUUGCAGGUCUAGCAUGGUAUCAAAUUAGGAGAGGACGUUUCUGA